Messenger RNA from Cuculus canorus (common cuckoo), 3035 nucleotides. It is a transcript of the gene OSBPL7, whose product is annotated as oxysterol binding protein like 7. Bases 229 to 2811 code for a protein of 860 amino acids. The record is from RefSeq and is a predicted model, not a curated record. The transcript is spliced from 23 exons. Gene Ontology annotation, molecular function: cholesterol binding. Lineage: Eukaryota; Metazoa; Chordata; Aves; Cuculiformes; Cuculidae. Gene Ontology annotation, cellular component: perinuclear endoplasmic reticulum; plasma membrane; intracellular membrane-bounded organelle.
UCCUCCACGGUGCAGGGGGCAGAGCCGAGCGCCUCCCGCCCGCCGCCGCCGCCUCCUCCCGUUCCGCUUCCUGCAGCCGCCGGGCAGGAUGCGAGCGGUGCCGGUGCCCGUCCAGCAUCUCCCACCUCCCGGGCCGUGACGGCUGAGCUCGGCCCCCCCAGCCCCACCGCACGGACAGGAGAGGGGGGGGGCUUGGCUGUCCCCCCCAGCCCCCCGCGCUCGCCGGCGAUGGGCAGCCACGAGAAGGACCCGUCCUCUCCAAAAAGAGCCCCGUCGCGCUCCAGCAGCACCGUGUCUUCCAAGCACAGCAGCGUGCAGCAGGGCUCUGAGAGCUGGGAGGUGGUGGAGGAACCAAGCACCCGGGACAGCCCCGGACAGGAGCCGCCGCGGCGCGAGGGUUAUCUGCUCAAGAAGAGAAAGUGGCCACUGAAGGGCUGGCACAAGCGGUACUUUGUGCUGGAAAACGGCAUCCUGAAAUACGCCACCACGCGCCAGGAUAUCCUCAAGAGCAAACUGCACGGGGCCAUUGAUGUCCGUCAGUCCGUCAUGUCCAUCAACAAGAAGGCGCAGCGGGUGGAUUUGGACACGGAGGACAACAUCUACCACCUCAAGAUCAAGUCGCCGGAGCUCUUCUCCAGCUGGAUCCGCAGCCUCUGCUCCCAUCACCGCGGUGCGAGGUCGGAGCUCUGCCCCAGGGUGCGGGAUCCCGCGGGGAGGACCCCCACCAGCACACAGGGCCCGUGGACGCGCAUCCUGCCCUCGGGCAGCGCCCCUGCCCUCGCCGCCCUCGCGCGGGACCAGGCGGGCGCGUGGCUGGAGGACAGCGAGGGGCUGGAGCGCUGCUCGGCCGAGCUCUCGGCGUGCCAGGCGAAGCUGCAGGAGCUGACGGUGAUGCUGCAGAGCCUGGAAGCGCUUCACCGCAUCCCCUCGGCGCCCCUCAUCUCCGGCAGCCAGCCCUCAGCCGCCACCGAGAGGCCGAAGAAGGGCAGGAGGAGCACCAAGAUGUGGUGCACCCAGAGCUUCGCCAAGGAUGACACCAUGGGCAGGGUGGGGCGCCUGCACGGCUCCGUCCCCAACCUUUCGCGCCACUUGGAGCAAUCGCAGAGCCACCUGCCCUUCAGCCUCCCCCCGGAGUACAGCCAGCUGCAGCGGAGCUUCUGGGUCCUGGCCCAGAAAGUGCACGGCUCGCUCAGCAGCGUGGUGGCCGCGCUGGUGACCGAGAGGGCCCGUCUGGAGGAGCUGCAGCAGGCGCUGGACCAGCAGCAGCGUUCGGCCCCGCGCGCCCACGGCCACGGCAGCACCGGGGCCGCCCUGCACCGCAUCCACUCGCUCUCGGUCUCCUCGGACACCACACUGGACUCCUCCUCGCUGCACCCCGACGAGCCGGACACGCUGCCGGCCAAGGGCCGGGAGCCGCAGCUCUCCAACCGCAGCAUCGUCUCCCUGGCCGAUUCCCACACCGAGUUCUUCGACGCCUGUGAGGUUUUCCUCUCCGCCAGCUCCUCUGAGAACGAGCCUUCGGAUGACGAAUCCUGCAUCAGCGAGGUCCCCGGCGCCUGUGAGGAUGCGGCUGAGCUGGGGGGGCCGGGGCGCCCCCCAACAGGAUCCCAAGCCCCGUUGCCUACGGAACCGCCACCACUGGAGCUGCCGGGGCCGAUGCCGGUGCCAGGGCGGCGCAGCCGGCUGCCCGCGCCCCCCGUGCCCCCCGCGGACCUGAGCCUGUGGGGGCUCCUGCGCAGCAGCGUGGGCCGCGAUUUGGCCCGCGUGGCGCUGCCCGUGCAGCUCAACGAGCCCCUGGGCGCGCUGCAGCGGCUCUGCGAGGAGCUCGAGUACAGCAGCCUGCUCGACCGCGCCAGCAGAGCCCCCGACCCGCGGCAGCGCCUGGUGUACGUGGCCGCCUUCGCCGUGUCCGCCUACGCCUCCACCUUCUACCGGGCGGGCAGCAAACCCUUCAACCCGGUGCUGGGCGAGACCUACGAGUGCGUGCGGCCCGAGCGUGGGUUCCGCUUCAUCGGCGAGCAGGUGUGCCACCACCCCCCCGUCUCCGCCUGCCACGCUGAGUCCGACAACUUCAUCUUCUGGCAAGACAUGAGGUGGAAGAACAAAUUCUGGGGCAAAUCCCUGGAGAUCGUCCCGGUGGGCACCGUGCACGUCCAGCUGCCCAGGACCGGAGACCACUUCGAGUGGAACAAAGUCACCACCUGCGUGCACAACGUGCUGAGCGGCCCCCGCUGGGUCGAGCACUACGGCGAGGUGCUCGUCCGCAACACGCGCGACGCCUCCUUCCACUGCAAGAUCACCUUCUGCAAGGCUCGGCCGUGGGGCACGGGGGGCACAGAGGUGCAGGGCGCGGUGCUGAGCCGCAGCGGGGCCGUUGUGGAGCGCCUGGUGGGCAACUGGCACGAGGGGCUGCGCUGUGGGCCCCCCCCAGGGCACUGCGUCUGGAAAGCCAACCCCAUGCCCCGCGACCAUGAGAAGAACUAUGGCUUCACCCAGUUUGCGCUGGAGCUGAACGAGCUGACGCCCGAGCUGCGGCGCGUCCUGCCCUCCACCGACACCCGCCUGCGCCCCGACCAGCGGUACCUGGAGGAAGGGAACGUGGCAGCGGCCGAGACGCAGAAGCGCCAGAUCGAGCAGCUGCAGCGCGACCGACGCCGCGUCAUGGAGGAGAACAACAUCACCCACCAGGCUCGCUUCUUCAGGCGGCUGACGGAUGCCAGCGGCAAGGAGUCGUGGGUCACCAACAACACCUACUGGAAGCUGCGCCUGGACCCCGGCUUCGCCCACCUGGACAGCGCGGUGCUCUGGUAGCGCCCCCCGGCCCGGGCUGAGCCCCCCAACCUGGGCUGAGCCCCCCCCCGGGCUGAGCAAUCCCCCCCCUGGGGCUGAGCCCCCCCCAGCUCAUCACAGCAGUGGCGCCCAGCGGCAGGGCUGGUCCUCCCAGCACUGGGGAUGCUGUGUUGUGCCCCCCCCAAAGCUAUUUUGCCCGUGUUUAAGUUCAAACUGUGCUAUAAAAUUGGGGGGGGGGGCACUGU